AUGUUGGACAAUGAUGUGGUACAGCUGAAAAGGUCCAAAAAUGGGGCCAUUCAGCGUGUACGGGUAGAAAAGGAAUCCAAUGUGAUCCAAUUGGCUGCACAGUUGGGGGCUUUGUACCAGCAGGCUUGGCGCAAACCAUGGACAUGGCCACCCAAGUCGCGGUUGCUGUCGGCAUGGAAGCCCUCAAAAAAUGCGGGACUUGUCUCGGGCAAAUGCAAUGAUCCGAAAGACUGGAUGUUACCGGAAAAGUAUUGUGAUACCACGGGAGUCGUCUAUGCCAGCAGCUUUUCUGCCAUGGACGCGGCCGUUGGUGAGGUAAUGCGGUUUUUGCAAUCCAAAACGGUCGGCGCGGCGGAUUCCACCGGACUGGUAACGGCCUUGCGGAACCGAUUGGUGCGGGCAUUGCCGAGUCGCAAACUUCCCAACAACAACAACAACAACAACAAAGCUGCCUUUGCGCGACUGGUUGCUUGCGCACGCAAAACAGAAUUGGAAGAAACAAAAAACAAACCCUACAAGAUUGAUCGUAAAUUCUUGUUCUGCGUGCUUGUUGUCGGCAACGCCGAGCUUGCUCCGUUGGCCAUUGCCAAGGCAAUUGCCAUGGCACAAGACAUGCUAGCUUCAAGACGUGCUCAACAAGUAGUGGUUGUGGCCGGGGACAAUAUUUCGGGAGAAACGCUGUUGCCUUGGUUAGGAUGCGGUUUCCGUGCUUUGGGUGCCACCACGACGGCUGCUACUGUGGAAGACGCCGCUUUGCCGUUCAAUAGGCGUCGAUUGGGCAUGUUGCUGGGUGCUGGCGGUAUUGGAAUGGUCCUCAAAACAGAGCUGAGUAUGGUCAAAUGUCAAAGACUAUUGCCGUAUCCAUUUUGGGUCAAGGCCCGUUUGUUGGCAGUGCAGUACGGCAUGGAGCGGCAUUGGACAGCAAACACAUUGGUUCCGAACUCAUAA
Molecule: messenger RNA, 948 nt
Organism: Phaeodactylum tricornutum CCAP 1055/1
Lineage: Eukaryota; Bacillariophyta; Bacillariophyceae; Surirellales; Neidiaceae
Exons: 3
Coding region: 1-948 (315 amino acids)
Molecular function (GO): acyltransferase activity
Source: RefSeq, a predicted model, not a curated record